AACGAAGCUCCGCCACGGGCUACAUCUGCGAUCAGCGCACUUUUGGCGACAUUAUUUCCGCAUUGAGAGCGAUUCGUGGUCGCAAAAUGCGAGAUGAGUGCGAUAAAAUAGCAACGUGGCGGUCGGAUUUGUGAAGAUUACAGUCAAUAAAGUGCUCUGCACAAGACUGCCUCCUAAUCCCUGUGUGAAAGGGAUGGGCAGUGCACCGGCUCAAUCUGACUUUCUGCAAAAAAAGCUGGGAUGGCAGAGGCUCCCAUGUCAUGUGAUUGUUUUGUAUCCUUGCCCCCUGGCUCUCGCGAUGACCAUGUGAUUUUUGGGAAAAACUCAGACCGUCCCAGAGAUGAGGUGCAGGAGGUGGCCCACUACCCUGCAGCAUCUCACACUCCAGGCUCAAUGCUGGAGUGUACAUACAUCCACAUCCCUCAGGUGGAGCACACCCACGCUGUUGUCCUCAGCAAACCUGCCUGGAUGUGGGGCGCUGAAAUGGGAGCCAACGACCAGGGAGUGUGUAUCGGGAAUGAAGCUGUCUGGACCCGGGAGGCCGUCGCCUCUGGAGAGGCUCUACUGGGCAUGGACCUUGUCAGACUGGGGUUGGAGCGUGGGGACAGUGCCUGGGCGGCUCUGACCGUGAUCACCAGUCUCCUGGAGCAGCAUGGCCAGGGGGGGCAGUGCAGGGAGGACCCCGAGCCCUUCAGUUACCACAACACCUUCCUCCUGGUGGACCGCAAUGAGGCCUGGGUCCUGGAAACUGCUGGUAGGCUGUGGGUGGCUCAGAAGGUCACAGAGGGUGUGAAGAACAUCUCCAACCAGCUGACCAUUGGUACUGAGGUCUCCGCAGAGCACCCAGAGCUGCGGAGCGUGGCCCAGGCUCAGGGCUGGUGGGAUGGUGAAGGAGAGUUCAACUUCUCUCAGGUGUUCAGCCCAGAGAACCCGCCUGCCAGGAUGGAGCUGGCCAAACAGCGCUACAAGGGAGGCACAGAGCUACUCCAGCAACAUGACGGCUCAGUGACAGCAGAAGUGAUGAUUUCUAUUCUGAGGGACAAGCCCAGUGGCAUCUGCAUGGACUCUGGAGGUUUCUGCACCACAGGCAGCAUGGUGUCUGUCCUGCCCAGAGACCCCGGGCAGCCCUGCAUCCACUUCUUCACUGCCACCCCUGACCCCUCCAGGUCUAUAUUCAAGCCUUUUAUCUUCUCGGACUUUUCCAUCCCAGAGUUGAGAGUGGUCUCCCCGCAGUUCGGCCCGGACGACCCUGUCAGGAAGCAGCCUCGCUUUCAGAGCCAGGUGGACCGCAGACAUGACCUGUACAAGGCGCACCAGGUGGCGCUCAACACCAUGGAGACCAACCCGGAUGAGGGUUUAGGUGUCUUUGAGAUUCUGAGGGAGCUGGAGACGCAGUGUCUGAGCGAGAUUUCAGCCAUGCUGAAUGGAGAAAUACCAGGAGAAGAACUGGGAGACUUGUUUUUUGAUUCUGUGGACACAGAGAUAAAAUUCUACCAGUGAAGAGCGCCCUCAGGUGGACAUCCUUAACGCUCGCAGGCCCCUGGACUGUUGAAAACUCCUCGUCUCUUUGGCCUCUGCCUCACAACACACGUCAACACGUCCCUGACACCAUUCCAUCAUUAACACAGACUAAAAAUCGAAACUGCACUUGUGAUUGGAGCAAAUGUAUCAUCUGUAUCACCCAGGGAGAAAUGAGUGCACCUCAUUAGUGAGCAUAAUGAUGUAGACUACACAAGCACCUAUGUAGAGCUGUGUGAAGUUGCACAAAUCUGUGAGUAUGGCAUUUGUCUAAUGUUUUUGUUUGUUGUUGCAAAUGAUUGGGUUGUCAUUUGAUGGCAACCUGUAGGGAAAGAUCAAAUAAAGUGUGUGCAUAGUCGGU
Messenger RNA from Centropristis striata (black sea bass), 1879 nucleotides. RefSeq names its product secernin 2 (gene scrn2). Gene Ontology annotation, molecular function: cysteine-type exopeptidase activity; dipeptidase activity. The transcript has 9 exons. The coding region runs from base 241 to 1500 and encodes 419 amino acids. Gene Ontology annotation, biological process: proteolysis. The record is from RefSeq and is a predicted model, not a curated record. Lineage: Eukaryota; Metazoa; Chordata; Actinopteri; Perciformes; Serranidae.